UAACCCAUUCACGCUAUGCUGGUACCUACUGUACGAAAAGAGCACUGAACAUUUACAUGUUUAGAACAUGUCCGUGAUUAAUCGCGUAAGUUCCUUUUAGAAGUUCUAAAUUCUGAUUUUACACUUAAUUUGGGUUACAAAGGAUUACUGAGGCAAUUGUACGAAAAAAAAUACUUCAAAUGUUUAAUAUUAAUAUAAAUUAUAGGAUGUUUAAUUGAAUAUAUUUUACAAUGAUUCCAAUAAAUAUGCAGUAUAAAAAAAAUCAUUUUAUAUUUAAACGUGAGGUUUUGUCUGUCAGGUGCACGCUUACGUCAUCAUAGCGCAAGAAAGUAAAAAAGGGGGAGUGGGUAGGUGACAUCUCUAUUUCUGUACAGUCCUUUAUCGCUAGCAACUGUGGGGAGACAGAAGUAGUUUACUUCCCCUUGAAAUGCAGUAGUUUCCUGAUGAGAGGAAGUAGGCUAGGCGAUUUCACACCUCCUUCGCUGACUAUUAAAAUAAUCCUGUUAAUCGUAGGAUGGGAGUGACUUCGACCGAUAAAUACAACUUGGUACUUUUCACACUGGAACUAGUUUCAUUGGUACAGGCAGCAUGUGCUGGAGGAACAUGUGAAAACGUAUUUAAAGGUUUCUCAGACUGCCUGCUCAGUCUUGGAGAAAAUAUGGUGAACUAUCCCCAAGAGCUGGAUGACAGCGAAAACCUACAGACCAUCUGCUCAUAUUGGAAUGACUUCCACUCGUGUGCCUCCACCGCAAUUGCAGAUUGUCAAGAAGGAGCAGGCCUUUGGGAAAAACUGAAACUUCAGUCCCGGAGCUUGAACUAUCAGGGAAGCUUGUUUGAAUUAUGCUCCGGGGAUAAUGGAGUAUCCAGAGUUUUAUUAACAAUGGAACUGAAGAUACUGCUGAUGUGUUUCACCACACUGGUGGCUUGGCUUACUUUUGAGUAAGAAACCUGAAGACCUGACCUGAAACAAGUUCCUAAAUGGAUUAUAUGCACCCCUGUUUCUCUUCAGCUGAAUCAAUUCGUGUUUUGAUGCACAUUGACUUCUUGGCACUCUUUGAAAAAAAAAAAAAUAUAUAUAUAUAUAUUAUGGAAGAAUUCAGAAAUGACUUUCUUAAAGGGAUAGUUCACCCAAAAAUGAAAAUUCUGUCAUCAUUUACUCACCCUCAAGUGGUUCUAAACCUGUGUGAGUUUGUUUCUUCUGCUGAACACAAAAGAAGAUAUUUUAAAG
Molecule: messenger RNA, 1228 nt
Organism: Ctenopharyngodon idella (grass carp)
Lineage: Eukaryota; Metazoa; Chordata; Actinopteri; Cypriniformes; Xenocyprididae
Gene: nrn1b
Product: neuritin 1b
Exons: 3
Coding region: 515-943 (142 amino acids)
Biological process (GO): nervous system development; neuron projection extension
Cellular component (GO): plasma membrane
Source: RefSeq, a predicted model, not a curated record